Messenger RNA from Tachyglossus aculeatus (Australian echidna), 1014 nucleotides. Its product is annotated as olfactory receptor 477-like. The record is from RefSeq and is a predicted model, not a curated record. Gene Ontology annotation, molecular function: G protein-coupled receptor activity; odorant binding; olfactory receptor activity. Gene Ontology annotation, cellular component: membrane. Lineage: Eukaryota; Metazoa; Chordata; Mammalia; Monotremata; Tachyglossidae. Gene Ontology annotation, biological process: sensory perception of smell; G protein-coupled receptor signaling pathway.
UGACCCAUCUGGACUUCUUUCCUCUUCUUUCCAGAGAAUCUGUUUCUAGAAUUCCUCAUGGCUGGCCAAAACCACAGCACCAUUAUGGAAUUCAUUCUUUUGGGGUUAACCAGUGAGGCCACCUUUCGUGCUGUCCUCUUUGUGACAUUCCUUGGGAUCUGUAUGAUGACCUUACUGGGAAAUCUCAGCAUCAUCAUGUUAAUUAGGGUCAGUUCCAAACCUUAUACCCCAAUGUACUUCUUCCUCAGCCAUGUGGCUGCUGUUGAUAUUAGGUAUUCCUCCUGUGUGACACCAGCAACGCUUGGAGGCUUCUUGGCUGAUCUCUACACCAUGCCUUUGGCUGACUGUGUUGUUCAGGUAUUUUACAUAUUGACUUUUGGAACAGCCGAGUGCUUCCUGCUUGCUGCUUUUGCUUAUGACCGAUACAUAGCUGUGUGUAGCCCACGGCUUUACUCUGUCAAAAUGUCCGACAAAUUCUUCAUCCUUCUGGUAGUUUCUUCCUACAUAGGUGGUUUUGUGAAUACUUGGACAUUUACGAGUUGCUUAUUAAAUAUACAUUUCUGUGGACCUAAGCAGAUAAACCACUUUUUCUGUGAUUUGUCUCCUUUAUUGAAACUUUAUUGUUCAGACAUUUCGGUUAUUAAAAUCAAUCCUUCAGUCUCCUCAGGGUCAAUAAUAGUGUUCACCAUGUUUGUCAUAGUCAUUUCUUAUGUAUAUAUUCUCUUGGAAAUCCGGAGGAUGAACUCAAAGGAAGGAAGGGAACACAAAGCUUUCUCCACAUGCACCUCCCACUUCACUGCUGUCACACUGUACCAUGGGACCAUCACUUUCAUUCAUGUGAUGCCCAAAUCCAGUUACUCCAUAGAGCAGGACAAAGUGGUGUCUGUGCUCUACCCCACUGUGAUCCCUAUGCUGAAUCCUCUUAUCGAUAGCCUGAGGAACAAAGAUGUUCAAGAGGUCCUUAAAAAGGUGAUUGAUAAGAAAAAAAUUUCCUUAACUAUAAUGAUGCAUUGA